This is a messenger RNA of Vigna angularis (adzuki bean), 1917 nucleotides long. RefSeq lists its product as uncharacterized. The record is from RefSeq and is a predicted model, not a curated record. NCBI's taxonomy places the organism in Eukaryota, Viridiplantae, Streptophyta, Magnoliopsida, Fabales, Fabaceae. The transcript has 6 exons. Bases 314 to 1768 code for a protein of 484 amino acids.
GCAGGAACCAAAUUCCAAACCACCAAAAGCCACUCCCAUUUUUCUCACUCACCACUGUUUUUCUUCUUCUUCUGCUUCUCCUUGGGUCCAUUUCUUUGUCAGCAUUAACCCCUCAGAAUUCCAACUCAAAACAUCUGCAAAAUAAAUAUUAGUAAUAAAUACCUGAUUUGCGACUUUUUCCUUUUCCCUUUCUCCAAUCCAAAGCAAAUAAAACUCAAAUUUUCACUUCUCUGUUCCAAUCAUGUCUACUUUCCCCCCCUUUUCUUCCAGAAUGUGAUUGUUUGGGGGAAAACAAGAGAGCGAGAGAAGCGUGAUGGAGUGGGUGAAGAUGAAGGAGUGCGCUAGGGAGUUCAUGGUUGGGGUGGCGGAGAUGACGGUGGAGUUCGGAAAAGGUUGCAGAGACAUAGUCAAGCAGAGUUUGGUCAAUGAAGAUUCAUUUAUUGUCAAAAACUUAGGGAGAGAUUCCUACAUUGGAAAAAGACUCAGAGGACCCUGUGCCAAGCUUUUUGCCAAAUUGAGCUUCUUCAACGAGUAUUUGCCCGAGGAUAAGGAUCCUCUUCACGCUUGGUCCGUCAUUUUCUUCGUUUUCCUUCUCGCCUUCUUAGCUUUGUAUGUGAAUUUUGAGCGUGAUCCGGACGCGCCGCCGGUGAAGCAGGUGUUUCUGCAUCCUCCUAGUGCUUCUCGCGUUGUGCUUCCUGACGGACGGUAUAUGGCGUAUAAGGAGCAAGGUGUUUCGUCUCACAGAGCUAGGUUUUCCAUCAUUGCUCCUCAUAGUUUUCUUUCCUCCCGGCUUGCAGGAAUUCCUGGAGUUAAAGAUUCUCUGCUGGAAGAGUUUGGUAUUCGUUUGUUGACGUAUGAUAUUCCUGGUUUUGGUGAGAGUGAUCCUCACCCCAAGCGGAACCUGGAAUCCUCGGCAACAGAUAUGGCAUUUUUAGCGGAUGCUCUCGGUGUGAACAAGUUUUGGGUUGUUGGUUAUUCAAGCGGCAGUAUGCAUGCUUGGGCUGCACUUAGAUACAUUCCUGAUAGGCUUGCUGGUGCGGCCAUGUUUGCUCCCAUGGUGAACCCAUAUGAUCCUACGGUGACGAAGGAAGAGAGACGAAGAACUUGGAACAAAUGGACACGGAGAAGAAAAUUCUUGUACUUCUUAGCCCGGAGGUUUCCUAGAUUUCUAGCCUUCUUCUAUCAGCGAAGCUUCUUGUCUGGAAAGCAUGGACAGAUUGAUAAGUGGCUGUCAUUGUCUCUGGGAAGUAGGGAUAAAGCACUGAUGGAAGAUCCAAUUUAUGAGGAAUUCUGGCAAAGGGAUGUGGAGGAAUCAACCAGACAAAGAGAUGUGAAACCUUUUGUGGAGGAAGCUGCUUUGCAGGUUACAAAUUGGGGUUUCAGCCUUUCAGACCUCAAGUUGCAGAAGAGGAAACCGACUAGUGAGUUACUCAGUUGGCUGAAAUCAAUGUUCACUGAAACUGAGGAAUAUACAGGAUUUCUUGGCCCUAUACAUAUAUGGCAAGGAAUGGAUGAUAAAGUGGUUCCCCCAUCAAUGACUGAUUUUGUGCACCGCGUGCUACCCGGAGCCGCAGUACAUAAACUCCCAUAUGAAGGCCAUUUCACUUAUAUAUACUUUUGUCAUGAAUGCCACCGGCAGAUAUUUACUACACUCUUCGGAACCCCACAAGGUCCACUCAGCAUUCCUGUAAAUGUAAAUCAAGCCACCCUAGAAGCCAAUAUUGAACAGCAGGAAGGAGUAAACGAUGAUGAUUAUGCUACAAACUAGACGUACACAUAACAGGAUAAAAAUGUUCUUUUCUUCUUCCAUUUUUCUGGUCAAACAUCACAAUUUUAUGAUGUAAAUACCUUAUAGUUUUGCCUCAUCUCCAAUGGAGCAGUAUAGGAAAGAAAAUAAAAAUUCGUGUUUCUGGUCUA